AUGAGCAGAAGGUGGAUACAGAACCCAAAUAGAUGCGCAGACGAAUACUUGGGUGGAAUCGAGGAUUUUAUUGAGUUUGCACGUAGACAUAACCCGGGUGCAACUGGAAUCCGUUGUCCUUGUAGAAGGUGUAAUAGCACGUUGUGGGAGACAAUUGAAAAUGUUGGCUUUCAUUUAGUAAGGAAUGGAAUGAUUGAGACAUAUAGCAUUUGGAACCUUCACGGGGAACAAUUAGACAAUGCUUCAUCUUCAAAUGCCACAAGGGUAGACACUAUUGAACCUAUUGUGGAUCCUAAUGAACAAGUCAUGGAUAUUAUAAAUGAUGUUUUUCCAUUUGUAUCGACCAACAUCAAUCAGGAAGGGGAAGAUAACGUGCCUACCCCAAUGGACAGUGCAGAGUUUGAACAAUAUGAACAACUGUUAAAAAGUGCCAACCAAGAGUUAUACCCAGGGUGA
Molecule: messenger RNA, 456 nt
Organism: Prunus armeniaca (apricot)
Lineage: Eukaryota; Viridiplantae; Streptophyta; Magnoliopsida; Rosales; Rosaceae
Source: the annotation of a GenBank genome assembly